UAUAAACUAAUUGUUUUCCCAACCUUAUCUGGAUUCUCCAUAUUAUCUUUCUGUGCAAAAAAGGAGUCACUACUAUUCUCGAAUUCUAUUUUACAACAACAACAACAACCAAGGCCUAGGUUAGCAGCGCUUAUAAAUAAUGUGUUUUUCUGCCUUCGAACUCUAAAAAAAGAAACCUAGUUUUUCCAUUUUCCUCUGUAUCUCAAAUUCCAUUCAUUAUUCUAAACAAAAAAAAAUGGCUCGGGUUCCCAUGAAGAGCUUUCAGCUACUCGGACGAUCAUACGCAGUAGCAGCGGAGAAGAUGAAAGUGCCAACCGUGGCAUCGGUUAUGAGGAAGAGAACAGAUUUGAAGGCAGAAUUAGUUUCAGCAGAAGAGCAGAAGGAGACGUUCUGGAUGAGAGAUCCGAAGACCGGCAACUGGAUUCCAGAGAAUCAUUUUGGCGACAUUGAUGUUGCUGAGCUGAGGGAGAAACUUCUUUCCAAAAAAAUAAAUAAGAAGUAGAGAAAUAUAAACCAAGUCAACGACUUUACUCGAAUAGGAAUUGACCUGCAAAGACUUAUUAUAAGCCGAAGCUUUGGCUGAUAAUAAUGUUAAUUAGAGCUCUUGCUGAUUUCUGUUACCAUCGACUGAAUAAAUUUACUUGCGUUCCCGCUGUCCAUGGUUCUAGUUUUGCAAUGCAAUUAAGCGUCUUGUUUGCUAUGGUAAAUUUGCAUAAGACAGUUUCCUUUCAUUCCAAUUUGAUUGAUUUUUUUACAAAUUGGUUAAAAACAAGACAAACAUUAAUCUAAUGGAAUAUAAAUUUUUCCAAUCACAGUUUAUGCACAAACCAAACCAUGUUAUGGAUACCUAAGUAAAUAUGUCAAAUUUUAAACAUAAGAGCAUUAAAAAAAAAAAAA
Molecule: messenger RNA, 897 nt
Organism: Durio zibethinus
Lineage: Eukaryota; Viridiplantae; Streptophyta; Magnoliopsida; Malvales; Malvaceae
Product: late embryogenis abundant protein 41-like
Source: RefSeq, a predicted model, not a curated record